AAUCUUGAUUCUCAGAUAAUUCAUUUAUUUACAUCAAUCACUCAUUUUUUCUGUGUAGAAGCGACCUGUAUAUUUACAUUCAACUUUGAAAUUAUCUCCAAGCAGACUGAGUCUGAAUUGAUUUCCAUCCACCAAAACAAGUACAGUUAAAGCAGGUUCGAAUGUAAUGAACAUAUUCAAUUCAUGCCUAUCUCAGAUUGAAGAAAAUCUAUAAAUCUUCCAUUCCAGGCCAACUGGAACACCAUGAACUUUCUGUCCAAGAAGAGAAGCUAGAUUAGAAAAAAAAUAUAACAAAAUGAUUCGUGUCAAUACAAAGCGCACUGUAUUUCCCAGAAUCCCAUCUGAAGCUGAACAGAUUGAAGUGUUACCCUUAGAAUUAGAAAUGCUCUUCUGCCACUAUAUUCAGCAAGGCCUCCUCUAUCAAAUCCCCCCUGCCGACUUUUCCUCUCAUGUAGAUCGUCUUGCUGAAACCCUUUCCCGUCUGCUCGUAAAAUUUUAUCCGUUGGCCGGUCGGUUAACAACCAGUCCUGUGGAUGGAGGUAUUUAUAUCCUCUGCAACGACUCCGGCGUAGAUUUCAUUGAAGCCGAGGCAGAAGACCUAAGUAUUGCUGAUCUGACCACAGCAGACGUGGCGCCGGCUGUCGAAGAACUAUUCGCUCUCUCAGGCGCCCUCAAUUUGGAAGGCCAUCACCUUCCUUUGCUUGCAGUCCAGGUAACUCGCCUGAAAGACGGAAUCGCAGUGUGUUGCACGGUCAGCCACUCCGUAGCCGACGGAAGUUCCUUCUGGCAUUUAUUCAACUCCUGGGCCCACCUCUGUCGUACGGACGGCAACAAAAUCCCCGCUAAUCCCGUUUACGACCGUUCAUUGCUAAACCUCGGCGGGCCCCCGGUUAAGCUUGGCUUCGACCCGGACGGUCACAUCCCAAGGUUUUGCCCGCCUCCACUUCGGAUUAAAAUCUUCCAUUUCAGCGCCAAAGCGAUCAGCCGCUUAAAGGAGCAGGUCAACCGGGGUUCACCAGUUACAAUCUCUUCCUUCCAGGCACUAUGCGGUCAUUUGUGGCGAGCAAUCACACGUGCCCGGGGUCUCGGCCCGGACGAGCAGACAAAUAUUUGGGUGUCCGUCAACUUGCGGUCACGGCUUCGUCCUCAGUUGCCAAGCUCAUACUUUGGCAGCGUUAUUCAGAACAUAUUCGCGACCGCUACGGCUAGAGAGCUUAGCAGUUUCCCCCUAUCCUUCCCUGCUGGUUUGUUGAACGGUAUAAUUAGUGGUCACAUGGACGAGGCUAUCAGGAAAAUGAUUGAUGAGUGGCGUAAGCAGCCAAUUGUGAUUACGCUGGAUCAGAUACAGAAAAAUUGUAUUGUAAUAGGGAACUCUCCGCGGUUUGAGAUGUAUGAGAAUGAUUUUGGGUGGGGACGGCCCGUGGCGGUUAGGAGUGGGAUGGCCAAUCAUUUUGACGGGAAGGUGUCGGUUCAUCCCAGUAGAGAAGGUGGAGGAAGUGUUGAAUUGGAGGUUUGCCUUCCUCCGGCGACUAUGAACAAAUUGGAAGAUGAUCCCGACUUUACUUCUGCUUGAUUAUUACUCUAAUCCACGUCAUUUCAUAUUUAUAAUAACUAGACAGGGAUCUGUAGUAAUUGAUAACCAACGAUUGUAUUAUUAGUUGUGCUUGUAAUAUUUUAUUCAGUUUAUCUGAAGUUAUUGUGCAGUAAGCUUUAUUUAGUUUUGAAGAUUUUAUUUCAAAAAAUAAAAAUUUAUGUAAUUGUUCUGUAUUAUUUUAAUUAAAGUUAUUUAUUAUGAUUA
Cryptomeria japonica (Japanese cedar) is the source of this 1798-nucleotide messenger RNA. Its product is annotated as BAHD acyltransferase DCR. The coding region runs from base 296 to 1573 and encodes 425 amino acids. The transcript is spliced from 2 exons. The record is from RefSeq and is a predicted model, not a curated record. NCBI's taxonomy places the organism in Eukaryota, Viridiplantae, Streptophyta, Pinopsida, Cupressales, Cupressaceae.